GAGACUGCAAUGGUUUAUGAUUUACGUGUGGUAAAGCAAAGUUCCGUUUCAUUUGCUUAUUAAUUGUCAAAACACUUUUUCUGUCACGACAACUCACGUUUGACAGAAAUUGAAAUCAAUUUAAAAUGUUUAAACGUUAUUGCGGAUUUUCUCGCGAAAACCGGAUUUGUCUCUCCUUCACUUUAAUGUUUGUUGAAGACACUCGUGCCCUGCACAUUAUGGGGGCACCGUUGGCGCAUCGCUGCAAAAGACGUAUCACGUGGUUCAGCUUUCAACCAAUUGGAGACCAGCAUCGGUCUUUGCGGAAGUGUGAGAAGCCGGUGUCUUUCCAAGCAUCCAUCCCAUCAUGCUGCUGUGGGUUCUGUCUGGGUCUCUGGUUCUGUUCAGCAGCAUUGAUGUCUGGUACUUCCUCCGAGGGUCUUGGAUAGUCAUCAAGUCCUGGUUUCAGGGCCCAGUUCAGGACAUUCUGGCCGAGCAGGUGGUUCACGGACGGGUUCUCCUCCACGAUCUGGACUACAUGUGCCACAUGAAUAACGCCCGUUAUCUGCGCGAAUGCGACUUCGCCCGUUUUGCGCACUGCACCCGAAACGGGCUCUUCAGGGCCGCACGGGCCUUCAAUGCCACGAUGGUGGUCGGGGCUUCGACCAUCCGCUACAGGCGCUCUCUGGUCCUAGGCGAGGCAUUUGAGUUGCGCACACGCAUUGUGUCCUGGGACGAGAAAUCCUUCUACCUGGAGCAGAGGUUUGUUUCUAAGUCAGACGGGUUCAUCUCGGCUGUCAUGCUGUGCAGGCAGAAUGUGAUUCGCAGCUCUCCGGAGAAGAUCCUGGAUUUGCUUUGCAAGAGAAAGGUGGAGUGCCCUGACAUACCAGAGGAUCUUCAGCACUGGAUUAGGUUCAUCUCUGCCAGUAGUCAGGCCUUGAGAGCGGAGAUUGGAUUAGAUGAGAAGACCAAAUGAUCAUUUGAAAAUCUUUGACCUUAAGCCUUUC
Molecule: messenger RNA, 986 nt
Organism: Triplophysa dalaica
Lineage: Eukaryota; Metazoa; Chordata; Actinopteri; Cypriniformes; Nemacheilidae
Product: protein THEM6
Exons: 3
Coding region: 347-955 (202 amino acids)
Source: RefSeq, a predicted model, not a curated record